Messenger RNA from Aspergillus melleus, 1071 nucleotides. RefSeq lists its product as uncharacterized. NCBI's taxonomy places the organism in Eukaryota, Fungi, Ascomycota, Eurotiomycetes, Eurotiales, Aspergillaceae. The record is from RefSeq and is a predicted model, not a curated record. Bases 1 to 1071 code for a protein of 356 amino acids. The transcript has 5 exons.
AUGUCUGGGGUUCCUCUCCAACCGAGCGGUGCCAUGGCACUCCGAGUGUCCGCGUCUAUGAUGGCUUUGGUGCUCGUUGCUCUUGGAAUCCGAAUCUGGGCUCGACUAAAGGCCCACAAGAGUUUUCUUCUGGAAGACCAGCUCAUCGUCGUAGCGAGUGCUUUGUUCUAUGCGGACCAAGCUAUCUAUCUAUACGGGGUGAUGGGAGAAGGGGCAUCUGGUGGAUCAGAGCCCACGAUGAUGCUGCCUCCCAUGCUGAAUCGGUACUUCCAGUAUCUCUUCGUCCAACAAAUCCUCUUCGUGCUGUGCAUCACCGUGGUCAAGCUAUCCAUCCUUGUCUUUUAUCGCCAUAUCUUCUCGACGAGGGCGUUUAAGCUGCUCAACUGGGGUCUCAUCGCCCUCUGCUCGGUUUGGGGUAUCACCACCCUCUUCCUGAUCAUCUUUCAAUGCAAGCCUGUCUACGCCAUGUGGACCUUCGAGUUGCAGAUGUCCCCCAUGGCGCAGUGCAUCAACUCCUCGAAGUUGAUUUUUGGGUUCGAGGUCACAAACAUCAUCAUUGACGUGGCGCUGCUAGUGCCCCCUAUUUUGAUGGUGCAGAAGCUGCAGCUGCGGACGGCCAAGAAGGCUAGUGUCAUUGCCGUGUUUUUGCUGGGCGGGUUCGUCUGCAUCACCUGCGCUAUUCGAUCUCACUACAUCUGGGACCCUGCCACGGGCCAACCGCGCUCCCUGCCUGCCGCUAUGGACUGGAGCACGGUGGAACUGGCCAGUGCCAUCAUUUGUGCCUGCCUACCAACGUACGGACCGCUGCUUAGCGUCCCGGCCCCCAUUCGCACUUGGACCUCAUCCCUGCUGGGCUCUUGGCGCUCUGUCAACAGCAAGAGCAAGUCCAAGAUGUCGUCCAAGAACGAGACUUUCGCCGACAGCCAACAUCUUACUAAAAAUGGUACGCUGCAUUCGACCUCGCAGUAUGUGCCGCUGGGGGAGGAUGGGGCCGAUGCGCCGGCUAAGGCGGCUCGGAGUAGCGAGACGUAUGAGAUGCGACCAUCGGAGAGGGGAUUUCAGGUUGUCUAG